GGAAAGCCCAAUCUCCUACGGCCUCAACCUCAUCCUACUGGUUUCGUUAUCCCCAAAACCACCACCAAACCAGACGAAUACAGAGACAUAGAGAAGAGAGAGAGAGAGAGAGAGAGAGAGAGAGAGAGAGAGAGAGAGAGAGCAGAGACUAGAGAGCAGAAAAAUAUGGCGGCAGAGUCGAUGAAAAUGUCGACGACAGCUUCUUCAAUGUGCAACACCAACUUCAGCAACGGCUCCAGGAGGCCUCUCCCUCUCUCUCCUCGCCGCCUCCUCUGUCUCAAUAACGCCCUAAGCCGUACUCACUCUCUCUCCUCUUCUUCGCUCUCCAAAUUCUUCGGCAGCGUCCUUCUCGAUUCUACCGCUCCUCCCAAGCCCUCGUUAACUCCACGCAAGGAACAACGACGCGGGAACUUCUCCGUAUUCGCCAUGGCAGCCGACGCAGAGAGCAAGCGUGCAGUACCCUUGGAUGAUUAUCGCAAUAUCGGAAUCAUGGCUCACAUAGAUGCAGGAAAGACAACGACAACUGAACGUAUCCUAUACUAUACUGGUAGAAAUUACAAAAUUGGUGAGGUUCAUGAAGGAACAGCUACCAUGGACUGGAUGGAGCAAGAACAAGAAAGAGGCAUUACCAUAACUUCUGCAGCAACUACCACAUUUUGGGACAAGCAUCGGAUUAACAUUAUUGACACACCUGGCCAUGUUGACUUCACUCUUGAAGUUGAGCGGGCUCUCAGGGUAUUGGAUGGUGCUAUAUGCUUGUUUGACAGUGUUGCCGGUGUGGAACCACAGUCUGAAACUGUGUGGAGACAAGCUGAUAAAUAUGGAGUACCUAGAAUUUGUUUCGUCAACAAAAUGGACCGCAUGGGGGCAAACUUUUUCCGAACGAGAGACAUGAUAGUAACAAAUUUAGGAGCCAAACCGCUUGUGCUUCAGAUCCCCAUUGGUGCGGAAGACAAUUUCCAAGGAGUUGUCGAUCUUAUAAAGAUGAAAGCCAUUGUCUGGACAGGUGAAGAAUUGGGUGCGAAGUUUGAGCAUCAAGAUGUUCCAGCAGAUCUUCAAGAGUUGGCUGAGGACUACAAGGCACAGCUGAUAGAGAACAUUGUUGAGUUAGAUGAUGAAGCUAUGUUGGGGUACUUAGAAGGAGUUGAGCCUGAUGAGGAAACAAUAAAGAAAUUAAUUAGGAAAGGUACAAUCGCAGGCAACUUUGUGCCAGUUCUAUGUGGUUCAGCUUUUAAAAACAAGGGGGUUCAGCCCUUACUUGAUGCAGUUGUGGAUUACUUGCCUUCACCCCUAGAUGUGCCACCAAUGAAAGGCACAGACCCUGACGACCCAGAAGUGACAAUUGAAAGGGCUGCCAGUGAUGAAGAACCAUUUUCUGGGCUAGCUUUCAAAAUCAUGAGUGACCCAUUUGUGGGUUCCCUUACUUUUGUAAGAGUAUAUUCUGGGAAGGUUAUGGCAGGAUCUUCUGUGCUGAAUUCUAACAAGGGAAAGAAGGAGAGGAUAGGUAGACUUCUGGAAAUGCAUGCCAACAGCAGAGAGGACGUUAAGGUAGCUUUAGCUGGCGAUAUUAUUGCUCUUGCGGGUUUGAAAGAUACCAAUACGGGAGAAACAUUGUGUAAUCCUGAUAAGCCUAUUGUGCUUGAAAGAAUGGAAUUCCCUGAUCCAGUUAUUAAGGUUGCUAUUGAACCCAAGACUAAAGCCGAUGUUGAUAAGAUGUCAAUGGGGUUAGUCAAGCUUGCUCAAGAGGAUCCCUCUUUCCACUUCUCACGGGACGAAGAGACCAACCAAACAGUUAUCGAGGGAAUGGGUGAAUUGCAUCUCGAUAUUAUUGUUGACCGUCUCAAGAGGGAAUAUAAGGUGGAUGCUACUGUUGGCGCACCACAAGUAAACUACCGCGAAAGCAUUUCUAGAACUUCCGAAGUGAGGUACGUUCACAAAAAACAGUCAGGUGGGCAAGGGCAGUUUGCUGAUAUCACCAUGAGGUUUGAGCCCAUGGAAUCAGGUAGCGGAUACGAGUUCAAGAGCGAGAUUAAGGGAGGUUCAGUGCCAAAGGAAUAUAUUCCAGGGGUUAUGAAAGGAAUGGAAGAGUGCAUGAGUAACGGAGUGCUCGCAGGAUUCCCUGUUGUUGAUGUCCGUGCCGUAUUAGUGGAGGGUACCUACCAUGACGUGGAUUCAAGUGUCUUGGCAUUCCAGCUUGCCGCCAGAGGAGCUUUUAGGGAGGGUAUUAGGAAAGCUGGGCCAAGGUUGCUAGAGCCCAUAAUGAGAGUUGAAGUGGUAACCCCAGAAGAACACUUGGGGGAUGUGAUUGGUGAUCUCAACUCUAGGAGAGGACAGAUCAACAGCUUUGGCGACAAACCUGGUGGUCUCAAGGUGGUCGAUUCCUUGGUUCCACUAGCAGAGAUGUUUCAGUAUGUGAGUACGCUCCGGGGAAUGACAAAAGGUCGUGCUUCUUACACUAUGCAAGUAGCCAAGUUCGAUGUCGUCCCUCAACACAUCCAGACCCAGCUUUCAGAGAAAGAAGCGGUUACUGCCUAAUUUGGUUUUCCUGAUUUCAAGCACCUAUACUUGUAAGAACCUUAAAAUUUUGUUAUCUUACUAUUGAAAUCCUGCAAACUACUCCAAUUCUUUCUGUACCCAGUUCAAGAAUGUAGUGAUAUAAAAAGAAAAAAAGUUCGUAAA
Molecule: messenger RNA, 2679 nt
Organism: Rhododendron vialii
Lineage: Eukaryota; Viridiplantae; Streptophyta; Magnoliopsida; Ericales; Ericaceae
Product: elongation factor G-2, chloroplastic
Exons: 4
Coding region: 166-2535 (789 amino acids)
Biological process (GO): ribosome disassembly; mitochondrial translation; translational elongation
Cellular component (GO): chloroplast; mitochondrion
Molecular function (GO): translation elongation factor activity; GTPase activity; GTP binding
Source: RefSeq, a predicted model, not a curated record